Sphaeroforma arctica JP610 is the source of this 816-nucleotide messenger RNA. RefSeq lists its product as hypothetical. Gene Ontology annotation, biological process: protein geranylgeranylation; protein farnesylation. The transcript is spliced from 6 exons. Lineage: Eukaryota; Ichthyosporea; Ichthyophonida. The annotation marks the transcript as partial. Gene Ontology annotation, molecular function: protein farnesyltransferase activity; CAAX-protein geranylgeranyltransferase activity. Gene Ontology annotation, cellular component: protein farnesyltransferase complex; cytoplasm; CAAX-protein geranylgeranyltransferase complex. The record is from RefSeq and is a predicted model, not a curated record.
CAGACGUUAUUUCGCACAACACAGCCAACUACACCGCAUGGCAGUAUAGAAGGGAUAUACUGAUCGCCCUUAAUAUGGACCUGAGGAACGAGCUUCGCUACACAUCAGAUAUGGGCGCCCAGAAUGUCAAGAAUUAUCAGAUUUGGCACCACCGUCGGUUUCUGGUACAACAACUCAACUACGGGGCAGAGGAAAUUGACUACUGUAAUGAACUGCUGGAAGAUGACUCAAAGAACUACCACGCCUGGACACAUCGGCAAUGGGCGCUGAAAGAAUUCAACGAGUGGGACAACGAGUUGAAAUAUAUCGAGCUUCUUCUCAAUCAAGACGUGCGCAACAACUCUGCCUGGAAUCAUAGGCAUUUCGUGAUAACAAACACAACAGGUUACACGAACGAGGUGAUGGAUAGAGAAGUGGUCUACACACUCGAUAAGAUCAAAAUCGCACCCAAUAACGAAAGUCCGUGGAAUUACCUUACGGGUGCACUGCUUUGUGGGAAACUGACGAGCGUACCGGAGGUGAAAACCUUUGCAGAAGAGAUGAUGGACAAAGGUAUCAGGUCGCCGUACGUGGCAGCUACCUUGGCGAAAGUAUAUGAAGAAGAAUUCGCACAGGGAAGGGAAGAGAGCCGGAAGGAAGCGGUUAAUAUGUACGACAAACUCUCGUCGGAUCUAGAUGGUAUUCGCAGAGCAUACUGGGAGCACCGCAAGGAGGCCUUGCUGUCUGCGUGAAAUAUUUACCGUAGUUCCUCACACCUUUAUAAAAUAAAUUACACACUUUCAUCCAUAAAAAUAAAAGUUUUCUUUCGAAUGCCAA